AUGCACCGCGAUGGCCUCCCUCUCGACGGGUACUCCUUCACACCCGCCUUCGCCGCCUGCCCCGUGCUGCCCCCCGCCUUCGGCCGUCGCGGGCUGCUGGCGGCACGGCAGCUCCACGCCCUGGCGGCCAAGAUGGGGGCCCUCCUCUUCUACCAUCACCGCAUUACCUGCACCGCCCUCCUCGACGCGUACUCCAAGUGCGGCGGUGGGCGUCCCGAUGACGCCCUCUCGAUGUUCGACGAAAUGGAGGGCCGGGCACGGGACGCCGUCGCAUGGAACGCCCUCCUCUCCUGCUUCAUCCGGCACGGCCGGCCCGCCGACGCCGUGGCGGCGUUCCGGAGGAUGACUCUGGAGGAAGGAGUCGAUCCCACCGGGUUCACGCUGGCCACGUUGGUGAAGGCCUGCGGGGCGCUGAAGAUUCGACGACGGGGGGAGCAGGUGCACGCCUCCCUCGUCGUGGCCGGGGCCUGGGACUCCGCCGUCCUCGGCACUGCCCUCGUGGAUUUCUACUCCGACUGCGGACUCAUAGACCAGGCAAUACGAUUGUUCGCUCGCCUGCAAUGCAGCAAGGAUGACGCGGCCCACAACGCCCUGAUCGCGGGCUGCGUCAAGAAUGGCCGGCACGCAGAGGCGUUCGCCGUGCUGAGGGAGAUGGAGGAGCCCAGCGCCGCCGCCCUCACCACCGCUCUCUCCGCCUGCGCCGACUCUUGUAAUCUCCGGUACGGGAGGCAGAUACACUGCACCGCCGUCCGUGGCGGCCUCACCGGGAGCACUAUGCUGUGCAACGCGCUCUCGGACAUGUACUCCAGAUGCGGCACGAUGGAGGACGCCCGCUCCGUCUUCGAAGUAAUGCCAGCCAGGGACGUCGUUUCCUGGACGGGCCUCAUCCGCGCAUACGGCAGCCACGGGCCCGCCACCGAGGCCGUGAGGCUGUUCAAGGAGAUGGAAGAAGAAGGCCACCCCUCGCCGAACGCCGCGACCCUUCUCUCGGUCCUCUCCGCUUGCGGGCACGCCGGGCUGGUCGACGAGGGGCGUGAGUGCUUCCUGUCGAUGAAGGCCAGGCACGGCGUGGAGCCCGGGCCGGAGCACCACGCCUGCUUCAUUGACCUGCUGGGGAGGGCGGGGAGGAUCGAGGAGGCCUGGGAACUCUUCACGGGGAUGUGCGCCGGCGCCGCGGUGCCGGGGAUUGGGGUCUGCGUGGCCAUGCUGAACGCCUGCAGGGCCUGCGCGGACGUGGCGAAGGGGCUGCGGGUGGCGGAGCGUCUCCUGGGGCUGGCGCCGGCGGGGGGCGCGGGCAUCUACGUGUCCCUGUCCAACUUCUACGCCGCUGUGGGGAUGUGGGAGAAGGUGGAGGAGCUGAGGAGGUUGAUGAAGGGCAGGGGCCUGCGGAAACAGCGAGGCCACAGUUGGAUAGACAGAUGCAGAGGAAACAUGGUACCUCCGAAGCUUGCGGUUGACUCACCGUUGGGGGAGUCAAAGAAAGAUUCUAAUUCUGUCUGGCACGAGCGAGGGUCAAUCUCAUCGAGUUAG
Molecule: messenger RNA, 1530 nt
Organism: Spirodela intermedia
Lineage: Eukaryota; Viridiplantae; Streptophyta; Magnoliopsida; Alismatales; Araceae
Source: the annotation of a GenBank genome assembly